UCCCUUGUCCCUUGAGGCGAAGAGGGUUGUUAAAGCUGUUAAGACAUGGCUUCACAUGGCUUCACUUGCGGUUCGGCCGCUCUGCUGCUGCUGGUGAGUGCGGUGGUGGUGGUGGUCAGUGGAUUGAGCGAGCCUAUUGCGGAGCCUGUAGCCCCAGGCUGCCCUGCCCUCAACGGCAUCCCCGGACAACACGGCUUCCCGGGCAGAGAUGGGAGAGACGGCAAGGACGGCAGACCAGGACCUCCAGGAGCCAAGGGCGAGCAGGGACCACCUGGCAAACGUACCUGGGGCGCUAAAGGCCAAACGGGACCCCCUGGUCCGGCAGGACCCGCAGGGCCUAAGGGAGAGAAGGGGGAGCCAGGAGUGGGAUUCGGGAUUUUGGAUGGCAACUUCUCUAUGGAUAUGCUCGCAGAGUUGAAGUCUUUGAAAGACAGGUUCUUCCUUCUGGAGAAAGCCACUGGCUUCCGUACCUUCCGUAAGGUUGGCGUGAAGUACUACGUGACGGACGGUAACGUGGGCACGUAUGACGAGGGCGUGAAGUUCUGCCUGGAUGUCGGGGCCAAGCUGGUCCUCCCGAGAACCGAGGAGGAGAACCAGGCUCUGGCCGAGGUGCACAAGGUCUACCCCAGGUUGCACCCCUUCAUUGCGGCCACAGACAGGAGGCACGAGGGCAAGUUUGUGGACAUGGAUCAAAAGGAUGUGGUCUUCACCAACUGGAACCGUGGGGACCCAAACAACGCAAGAGGAGUCGAAGAUUGCAUCAUUACCUAUGACACAGGCAUUUGGGUCGAUAUCAACUGUGACGCAAAGUACAUGACUGUGUGUGAAUUAGAAAUGGCAUGAUGUUUGAGAGCCUAAUAAGGAAAUCUACAUCUUCCUCAAAGAUCGAUUUCACAAUUACGUAGUGUGUAUUUGUUUAAAAGGCAUUUAUUAUCUCGUGUGUGUGCCUAAAAAUUAAUUUCCCAUUGGCAAACGGAGAACAUUUAUUGCAAAUAUGUAUUGUGAACAUGGGAGGGUCAAAUCACCUCACAUUUCACUUUUCACAAUUAGCCAUAAACAUGUUGAACAUUUGCAUUAUACAUGCUUUAAAUAAACAUGUGCACAUGAAACAUAAAAA
Engraulis encrasicolus (European anchovy) is the source of this 1117-nucleotide messenger RNA. RefSeq names its product mannose-binding protein C-like. The record is from RefSeq and is a predicted model, not a curated record. NCBI's taxonomy places the organism in Eukaryota, Metazoa, Chordata, Actinopteri, Clupeiformes, Engraulidae. Bases 46 to 843 code for a protein of 265 amino acids. The transcript is spliced from 4 exons.